Molecule: messenger RNA, 1140 nt
Organism: Paramecium primaurelia
Lineage: Eukaryota; Ciliophora; Oligohymenophorea; Peniculida; Parameciidae
Source: the annotation of a GenBank genome assembly
AUGAAAUUUUAGUUUAAUUUUUUUUUAAAACAGAGAGUCAUUUUAUAUAAAAAUAAGCUAAAAACAAAAAAACUGGCAAGUUAGUAAUAAUAAAAGAAUACUCAAAAUGUUAAUAUAUUAAUAUAUUAAUAUGUUAUAGAAAAAACUGAAGAACCGCCAUUAGCAAUCAUAAAAUUUAACUCAAAAUCUACUGAUUUAGGAAUAGAACGUGUUAAGGCUCUAGCUCUGAAUGAAAAGAAUAUCUUAUCUAUUACAAAUCAUCCUUUCAUAGUACAUAAACUUUUAUAUUAGAUUAAAAUGCUAGGAACAUGUUAGGAUUAAAGGAGUCUAUAUCUAAUUCAAGAGAAUGUGAAUUAUGGAUCGCUUAGGUCACUGAUCUCUAUCAAAAAUAAAUUGGAAAACAAUUAGGCAGUGUAAGUUUGUAAAAUAAAAUUAGAUUUUAUGCAGCUCAAGUUGUUCUAGCGCUUGAGUAUUUGCAUACAAAAGAUAUACUAUAUCGAGGUUUAGAUGCAGAAUUAAUUUUGAUUGGAUCUGAUGGUUAUAUAAAAUUGGAUAAUUUUUCAUAUGCAAAAUAAACUAAAAAGAAGACCUACACUUUUAUAAGCAACUUAAAUUAUCUACCUCCAGAAAAUAUGUAAACUUAGGGUAUAAAAACUAAUAAUUAUAUAACUUAAGGGCAUUGGAAACCAGUCGAUUUUUAUUCUUUAGGAAUUUUGAUUUAUUAAAUGUUGGAAGGAAAAUUCCCUUUUAGUGAGGAUAUUUCUGAACAGUGUUUUUAAAAAGUAAAAGGGCAGUAUUAAUUCACCUAAAAUUUUUCAUAGUAAAUAAUUAUAAUUCCUUUUUAUAUAGAGAAGCAAAGAGUUUGGUUAGUGGAUUAUUAUAACCAAACUAUUUGAAUAGGCUAGGAAGUCUGAAAGGAGGUUUCAAUGAUAUCAAAAUGCAUAAGUGGUUUAAAGAUAUUAAUUGGAAGGAAUUGGAGCAAAAAAAAAUUAAACCUAUAUUUUAACCAAAUCCUGAGUAUAAAAAUUAAUCUAUAAAAAAAGCGAAACUAUUUAUAAAAAUGUAGCUGAAGAAUAACCAACCAAUAUUCAAAAACAGAUUAAAAAUGAACCUAAUUAAAAUUAUUUCCAAGGAUGGUGA